This is a messenger RNA of Cannabis sativa, 944 nucleotides long. RefSeq lists its product as uncharacterized. Gene Ontology annotation, molecular function: ferrous iron binding; 2 iron, 2 sulfur cluster binding. Gene Ontology annotation, biological process: intracellular iron ion homeostasis; iron-sulfur cluster assembly. The record is from RefSeq and is a predicted model, not a curated record. NCBI's taxonomy places the organism in Eukaryota, Viridiplantae, Streptophyta, Magnoliopsida, Rosales, Cannabaceae. Gene Ontology annotation, cellular component: mitochondrial matrix; cytoplasm. The transcript has 3 exons. Bases 149 to 667 code for a protein of 172 amino acids.
AUAAAAUAAUCUAAAAUCAUCUUUGCCCUCCACGUGUCAGCCCACCAUCCGUACAUACACAACACAAAAUCAAGACCGCCUCAAUACUCAAACCCUAAAUACCCAAAUUUCGCACCAUUCGAUUUCUCUUCCACCACGAAUUCGAAAAAUGUUGAGGCUCACGUCGAAAAGAAUUGCACAAGCUCUAGCGUCACGGUCGGCGCAGUCACCGGCCGUCCAGGUCUUACCACGUCACUACCACGAGAGGGUUGUUGACCACUACAACAACCCCCGGAAUGUUGGAUCGUUUGAUAAGAGCGAUCCAACGGUGGGGACCGGCCUCGUCGGAGCACCGGCAUGCGGCGAUGUUAUGAAACUUCAAAUUAAGGUCGAUGAGGGUACGGGCAAGAUUGUCGAUGCUUGCUUCAAGACCUUCGGAUGCGGAUCAGCUAUCGCGUCUUCCUCUGUCGCUACUGAAUGGGUGAAGGGCAAACAAAUGGAGGAAGUCCUAACCAUUAAAAACACAGAAAUUGCCAAGCAUCUGUCACUCCCUCCAGUUAAGCUACACUGUAGCAUGCUUGCUGAGGAUGCUAUCAAGGCUGCUGUUAAAGACUACGAAGCUAAACGAGGUAUCAAUGCUAACGCCACUCCAGAGGCAGCUCGUCUAGAGAAGGCAGCCGAUGCUUGAUUUUGUCCACUUGUAAAAAUGAUGAUUUAAUAUCUUGAACUGGGUUUUCUUCCUACCUGCAAGUUACCUGGUACUUACAAUAAUAGGCUGUGCUUUGUUACAGCUCCUGAGUAGGCUCUUCCUCUGCAUGUAAGAUAUUCCCACAAGGAAAAAUAUUAUUUCAUCAGUGUAAAUUAGAUAUAUUAGUAAAAGUUUGAACUUUGAACAUUUUGUUUGGUGUAUCUACAUCGUGACAUGAAUAAUAGUCAAUACAGCUAUUGAGAAUUUUGCAGUAAAA